GCUGCGGCGAAGAUGCUUGUGUAUAUCUUCUACCACCAUUCUCUAAAGCGGUUCGUAAUCCCAUUAACAACUCUUGCCACCUUGAUGACUAUUCGAUAAUUACGGCUGAACUCGAAGGAAGAUGGUAUCACCUAUAGGCGUAGGAGAUGCCAUCGCAAUCGCGAAGCUCUCCUGGUUCCUCUACCAGGCAUUUGUUACUGGGCGUAGAUCAGCACCGUCAGAAUUCAGGCGAGUCGAAGACCAACUGCAUUCUCUUUCUAUUGCCCUCUUUGCGGUCGACACUGUUAAGGAAAAUGAAUUUAGAGAUCACUGUCUCCUACAACAACAGUUCAACCAAGUUCUCAUCAACUGUAGAAAUGUCCUUGAGCAUCUUCAAGAAGCUGUGAAUGAUCAUUCAGUCAUUGUGGAACCUACUAGCCCCGACCAACCGCGCUUCAGGCGCUGGACCAAACGAUGCCUAUCCACCUGGAAAAGAAUAUCUUGGACUGUUGAUCGGCACGGCUUAACAGCUCUUGUUGAUCAGAUAACAGCUCACACUAACAGCUUGAACCUAUUACUCCUGGUUGCUAAUAGUUCCCGUACAAGACAAAUAAGAGACCAACAGCACGCCGACUCUGAGUUGAAUGUUGAAAACAAAUCGAUGCUUCAAGAGAUAUAUGACUAUUAUGUUGCAAAUCUCAAGAAUAGCAGGGCUCGGCAGUCUCAUACAGACGGCAUGGACAGUGUUGAUGAACGCAGAGUCCUGUUUGAACUCCAUCAGAUGAAUGAAGGUAUUACGGAGCUCGUAUGCCCCCAAACUAGCUUGGAGCUGGACCUGGAAGCUCCUCAUCUAGACCUUGACCGCCUAUUUGCCUGUCAUUGCAUGACUCCAGAGCAAGCCGGUGCACACACUCGCCACCUAGCCGCUUUCCAGCUUUCCGACUUAUCUUUUGCGGUCCGUCUCGCUGGAGAUGAACUGUGUUGGCAAUUACUUCAAGUAAAAGAUAGCUAUAAUGGACAGCUUGUCAAUCUGAUGGUUAAAAACAUGCAUUCGAAAUGUGUUCGCGAAUUCGAACAGAACUUUGUGAAGCCGUUGGGAAAGAGGGUUGCAACAUUAAUAUUCAGUCAGGGAACUGAUAGCCUUCUUGCCUAUCUCCCGCCGAGCGGCGAACAGGGAAAGGUCCUUUCAGUUUUCAAUGACCUAGAUCCAAUAAGCGGUCUUAUAGAGGACGUGACAUUCACCGUUGGACACACGUCGUAUACAAGAGACUCCAUUAAUCAGAUCAGCUUACUCAUGUAUGAGAGUCUCGCUGAUGAUGCCAUUAGAAAUUCAUAUUCAGACCUCCAUCAAUGGGUAGCAAAUGGAAAUGCGGAGAUUGUGAUUUAUUAUGAAGAAGAUCAUGAUUCAAUGAAUCCAGACGACAUCGUCAGAACGGACAUAAAAUUUUCUCUCGCCACCUCUAUUCAUCUGAAUACUUCUGAUGCUAAUUCUGCUGUUCAACUUGAGAAUAUCGAAUGUGUAAGCAUCGAUAGGCAAGACGCACCGAGUCGUGUCGAGGGCGCUACUGUGACAUUUCAUACAUCGACCCCAGAUGGAGCACGUCAAUUACACACCAAGAUAAAGGCUAUCUUAAAGGAAUUACUUGCACUUCAGAUUCGUUUUCCUCGACAAGACGAGGAGAUCAUUUAUAGUCUCCAAUCGGUUUCAUUCAAGAAUGCCAUUGUUGACAUAUCUGACGGCGAACUUAUAGUCACAAGGAAUGUCACAGGAGAUCAUCGGCUCAUCAUCUAUAGCCGCGACGGAUGCACAACUUUAAGCUCAGAACUCAAACCCGAGUUCUUCAAGGAGGGAGGCCAAGGGUCGGUCUUUUCUGCACCUGCAGAUGUGAUUCAGUUACAGAAUCGAGGAGUUCGUAAAAUAAUGAGAUAUAAAGAGGGCUUCCAGGCAAACAACUUCGGAAAUACCAAUUCUGCAAAGAUGAUUGAGCUAGCCCGGAAGACAAUAGCCGCAAGUCUCCCAAUUAGGACCAUCAACGUGGACUAAGAGACCGAUUUGAAAAGGACAAGUCUGGAUGUGCAGUAGGGCCCACUCUAAACGUGCAGUACGCAGUUGUUGGCAGGAGUUUUCAGCUGGCUACGACAUCUGCACACU
Messenger RNA from Xylaria bambusicola, 2131 nucleotides. RefSeq lists its product as uncharacterized. NCBI's taxonomy places the organism in Eukaryota, Fungi, Ascomycota, Sordariomycetes, Xylariales, Xylariaceae. The record is from RefSeq and is a predicted model, not a curated record. The transcript is spliced from 10 exons. The coding region runs from base 122 to 2023 and encodes 633 amino acids.